AUGCAGACUUCUCCGAUGCCGACCCUACUUGGCACCGGUCUGUCGUGGCAAAGAACACGAGCAGCCUGGGCGGUGUCAGCAGUUGCACCAGGAGCACAGCAGAGGAGCCUUCGGCGGGCUGCCAUGAAGCAGGGCCUCGGCUCAUGGGCGCUGGCAGGUGGGACCUUGCUACUGUGCUCCCGUCUGCGUGGUCACGGCUGGAGCCGCAGUCGUCGGGAAGCGGUGAUUGAGAACGACGAGCACGUGAUAGCGAUUCGACGCUGGCUGGACGAUGUUAUCAUUGGCUAUAACUUUUGCCCCUAUGCUCGCCCGACGGAUGAGGCGCAGCAGGUCCGCAUUGUCACUAGCUCCUCCAUCUCCCCGGAGGGAGUGUUAGAGGACUUGUCAAUGGAAGCGGUUCGACUUCCAACUGUGGCUCAAAAGGAGAUCGAUCCUGGCCAGCCAGCAACUACCCUGCUGGUUUGCCCACAUGUGCCGGAAUGGGAGUCCUUUGACGACUUCCGAGCCUUCUACGACACAGAGCUGUCAAAUGGCUACAUCUUUGCAGAACAGGACCUCUACAUUGUGUACUUCCAUCCCUCCUACGGACGUGGUGCGGAGACCCUCGAGAAAGGCGACGUGAUCGACUUUGGGGGAGAUGCCGCGACCGUUUUGGACACGGCGGCCGGCUUUGGGGCGAGCGGGCAGCCUUUGGCGAAGGUAAGACUGGGGAGCGGCGAGGAGUCUUUCAUCGAACUGCCUACACCACCGGACCACACCGAGCAAGUGGUUUCCUCGGCGCCGCGACCGGCGUUGCACCUGCGCCUCGGUCAUCGAGAGCUUCAGGGAUGGAAUGAUGCGAUAUGUAUAACAGGGUUCCUGUAG
Messenger RNA from Symbiodinium sp. CCMP2592, 864 nucleotides. Lineage: Eukaryota; Dinophyceae; Suessiales; Symbiodiniaceae. The record is from the annotation of a GenBank genome assembly.